AUGCUGGCAGUUGACCUCCUCGUGCUCCUUUUGGGGUCUUUGCACUUUGGCCAGGGGUCCGCCAUUCCUGGCAAACGCCAACUGAGGGAGUACAGUCCUGCGAUUGAGGAAUGGGACAAGGCCGAAGACAGAGCCGCGGAGUUUGUCUCCCAGCUUAACCUCACUGAGAAGGUAACCAUGGUCACGGGUACCUUGCUCGAUGUUGGGACCGGCUGCAUUGGUAGAAUCAGACCUGUUCAACGCUUGGGAUUCCCGGGGCUCUGUCUCCUAGAUGGGCCCAAUGCUGUUAACCGAGCCCAUCUGGUCAGCAUUUUCCCGUCUGGGAUUUCCGUCGCUGCUAGUUGGGACCGCGAGUUGAUGUACGACCGUGGGCUUGCCUUGGGACGUGAGUUUAAGGCGAAGGGAGCUCAUGUCAUCCUCGGGCCAACAACAGGCCCUCUCGGACGUCACCCGAUGGGUGGUCGCAACUGGGAAGGGUUCUCACCAGAUCCUUUUCUGUCGGGAGAGGCUGUCAAGUAUACAGUCAUGGGUCACCAGGCCGCAGGUGUUCAGACGUCCACCAAGCACUACAUUGGUAACGAGCAAGAAACCAUGAGAUCAGACACGACCAUGAAGGAUGGAACCAUUGUAGAUGCUGUUUCCUCCAACAUAGAUGAUCGGGCACUCCAUGAGCUGUACCUCUGGCCCUUUGCGGACGCUCUCAAGGCUGGUACUACAUCCAUCAUGUGUAGUUACAACCGACUCAACAACACCUAUGCUUGUGAGCACCCUCGCCUGCUUACGGGUAUUCUCCGAGAACAACUCGGAUUCCGCGGGUUUGUGAUAUCUGACUGGUUUGCGACUCACUCAACAAGCAAGGCCGCCAAUGCCGGCUUAGACAUGGAGCAACCUGGAGAGCUUCCACCCGGAGUCACAACGUCUCAUGGAGGCGGAGGCUACUUUGGGCUAACCCUUGAGAAGGCUGUUCAGGCUGGAAACGUUACCGAGAGGCGUAUUGACGAGAUGGUCCGCCGCCUUAUGACACCUUACCUCCUUCUUCACCAAGACAGUCCUGACUAUCCUACCGUGGAUCCCUCGAUGCCUUACCUGCUUGGAAUCAGCAAUUCAGGAUGGGAGUCCAGGUCCCUUGCUGGUCUCGGUGAGCCUGUCCCUGGGCGGGACGUGCGAGAAAACCAUCAUGAGCUGAUUCGAAAGUGGGGGGCCUCAGCUACGGUUCUUCUGAAGAACAACGGCACUCUACCUUUCGGGGGCAAGUCAUCAUGCGCUCAAAAGCCAAUCCACAAUAUUGGCGUGUUCGGCAAUGCUGCUGUCGAUCCAGCCGAAGGACUCGUCUUCCCCCCCAACAGCCCCCCUGAAGGACCUGAGUACGGCUUCCUCAGCAUUGGGGGCGGUGCGGGAAGUGGCCGGAACUCAUAUGUGGUUUCUCCCCUGGACGCUAUCAAAGAUAAAGCAAAGGAGUCAGAUGCCAUAGUCCAGUAUAUUGCCUCGAACGAUGUCUUGGCAAGGAACGACUUCCGCUCCGUCUUUCCCAAACCAGACAUCUGCUUGGUCUUCCUCAAGACAUGGGCGGCCGAGACAUAUGACCGGACCAGUUUCGAGUUGAGUUGGAACUCUACGGUCGUGGUCAACAACGUGGCCAAAUUCUGCGGCAGACACAAGACAGUGGUUGUGACCAACUCGGCAGGCGUCAACACGAUGCCUUGGGCGAACAACGUCACGGCCAUCUUGGCAGGACACUACGGCGGACAAGAAUGGGGCAACUCCCUCGUCGAUGUGCUCUGGGGAAAGACAGAACCUAGCGGAAGGCUGCCCUACACCAUCCCCAAGGCAGCAGCGGACUAUGAUCUUCCCGUGGUCAAUCUGACUGGUCCGGACGGUUUGGUGGAGCGUGAUUCCUCCAAGUGGCAGGCUGAUUUCACUGAAGGUCAAUUAAUCGACUACCGCCACUUUGAUGCCAAGGAAAUUGAGCCGUUGUAUGAAUUUGGUUUCGGCUUGGGUUACACAACCUUUGAGGUGGACACCCGUAUCGAUCUCGCCAAACUCUACAGUUCUGCCCCGUCUGACCUACCCGACGGGGAGGCCAAAAUUAAGCCGGGUGGCAAUGUGGACCUCUGGACCGAGUUGUUGCGUGUCACAGCCACGGUUCGCAACACUGGCAAACGCGAGGGUAGCACAGUCGUUCAACUGUACAUGUCAUUCCCCGACAGCGACAACAUGAAGGAGGCCCCAGUUCGUGUGCUCAGAGGUUUUGAGAAGGUAAAGCUGGGUCAGGGCGAGUCUCAACGGGUAGAAAUGGUGCUCAAAUGA
Molecule: messenger RNA, 2307 nt
Organism: Fusarium falciforme
Lineage: Eukaryota; Fungi; Ascomycota; Sordariomycetes; Hypocreales; Nectriaceae
Product: Beta-glucosidase
Exons: 3
Coding region: 1-2307 (768 amino acids)
Biological process (GO): glucan catabolic process
Molecular function (GO): beta-glucosidase activity
Source: RefSeq, a predicted model, not a curated record